UAUUUCUUGAAGAAAUGCACAGAAAAUUAUUCUAUCCCAUUUUCCCUUGCCAUUUUUAAGUAAUUUUGAAGUAUUUAUUUUUAUCUACUCUUAUUAAUUAUUAUUUAUAAAUUUCAGAUGGGAUCCAUGGAUAGGGCUCAUGAGUGUCGGUCUUUGUGCGGACUGCUACCUCAGCAUUGUGAAGAGCUGCUUUCUUUUUCUGUUCUUUAUCUUUUCUUUUUUUUUUUAGAGAUCAUCAAGAGAUUAUCAAGGGACAAUGAAGGACGACAAAAGAUCAUCGAGGGACGUCGAGGAAUAUUGAAGGACAUUGAGGGAUGUCAAGGGAGUCGAAAAACGUCUAUGGACGACGAGGGACAUUGAGGGAUGACGAAGGACAUUGAGGGACAUCGAGGGACAUUGAGGGAUAUCGAGGAACGUCAAGGGACGUCGAGGAACGUCGAGGGAUAGAUUCAUUUGCGGUCGGGUGAUUGAUUGAAUUUUUACAGGCGAAUAGAAGUUCUACGAUAAUGGAUUUUGUUUGAUUAUUCGAAAUCUUGAUUAGUUUUACAGUGGUGUACGUAGCUGACGAUAUUGCGACGGUCUUAUUAUCUAUAAGAGGGACUAACCAUCCUCCGUUAGCGUUGGGAGCCAGAAUUCUCGGUUAGCUCUGAUUAUCCCGGGUACGUUGAUUUUAGAGUAGAGUCACUAUUAUUUUAAUACUCGCGUAGGUGUCCGGGCGCGAUUAAAAGUUCUAUCAUAGAUUUCGUUAUAUUGUUCGAAAUUCGGGAUACACGAACGGUUCUACUUAAAAGUGGAGUAUAUGUAGCUGCUGAUGUUGCGACGGUCCUGUUACCCGUAAGUGGAGACUGACUCUUCUCUAGAUAGCAUUGGGAACCAAAGUUCUCGUUUAGCUCAUAUCACCUUGGAUUUCAACGUAAAGUCACCGUUAUUCUAACACUCAUGUAUGUUCGUGGAAAUGAUUAAAAGUCCUAUCGGACACUUCGUUUUAUUUGUUCGAACAUUCGAUUAGAUUACCUCGUGAAUGCGGAUUUUAGUGUAGUCCCAUUAAUCUGAGGAUUUUCACAUGUAGCAACUACCUCGUAGGGAGAUCUGGAUCGAUAUUGCAAUAUAUUGAAAUCUAAUUAUAUAUCAUAUAAUACAAGUACUAUCGAAUGGCUGCAUAUUUCAGUGUAUCUUCAAAAUCCCUUUAAUUCUGAUUAAACACUAAAGUACUAACAUUUUACAUUGCCAAUAAUAUUACUACAGACAAACAGAUAAGAUAUAGUUAAAUUCAAAGAUAAUUUCUUUAAAUUCGCAAAUUUAUAUAUUAAUUAUCAUAUAUGUUAAUUAUAUUUAUUUCUUAUUCUUUAUCGUGAAACAAAAGCGUACCAACGUCGUAUCUAACACGAAUCACUGCAAGACGCAUUCCUACCAUCAAAGAAAGAUAUACAUAUGAAAGACUGAAAAAUGUGAAUUCAUAUUCUACUAAACUACUUAUUCUAACUCACUAAACCAAUUGUUAUGUACACGUGAGAGAGGUAUAACAUAUAUAAGCUUUUAUUACGUUUGUAGUUCAUAUUUUGUCCAUACCUGUCGCUGAAGUCGCAUACAUUGCGAGCGAAAUAUCAUGAGCAGAAAACAAAUUGAUAUAACUAUUAAAAAGUACUUUAAAUUAAUCAAUUAUAUCAUGAUGUUUCAAUUACGUCACAAAGAGGAUAUUUAAAAAUCAUUUAUUAUUUAUUUUUAUCGUAUUAUUAAAACGCUUGUUAUUCUAAUAUGAUAAUAAUAUUAAAGAGGACUUAUAAAGAUAUAAAAAGAAAAAAUGAUGAAACAUUGUUUAAUUUAGUGCAGUUAAUUUAGUGUCAUUUGAGUAUAGGUUAAAUGCAGUAUGCAUUUGCGUUGCACAUUGUGCAAACGUUUGAGUAAUCCUUAUAAAAAAGUAAACAUAUACGAAUAAACAAUUAUGUUUAAGAUCGUUCGACGUUAUUAUGUACUCGUCAAAAGUUUGAAUCUAAUGUAGUUUAUUAUAAAUUGUUAUGUUUCAUCGAACAAUUUUUUUCUGAAUAAAAAUAUUUGAUAAAUAUUUUUUUUUUUUAAAUGUAUUUCUUAUUUUUUGUUUAAUUAAGAAUAAUAAUAACACCAUCGUUCUUUAUUUCGUUCUGCUUAUAAAUUGUUUUUAAAGAAAAAUACAAUUUCUUAUAAUUAAGUAUGGAAAUCAACCCGUUAAGUAUAAUUCUUGUAAAAAGUGACAGCAAGGGUGACAGACUUCUAUUUCGAUAUCCACAUAUGAUGAGUCAUGUGCGUGACUCAAAACAAUGCACAAAACGUAAAAAUCCGUAUUCCUUGACAACUACGGAAGAUUUAUUGCAGCAGUCUCUACCAUUUCCAACUUCUAACAUAAACAAUGGAAAUCUUACUGGCUUAAAGGAUGAAGUACUUUCAACAUUAUUUGCAGUUAAACCUGAAUUGUGUGAACAAAAAUUUGAAUUGAAAGUAAAUGAUGUUCGCUUCGUUGGACAUCCUACUUUAAUACCACAGCGUGGUUUUAAAGAAGUCAAUUCUUCUAUGCUCUUUAAUGUAGUGUUUGCUUUACAAGCUCAAGCAAGUCAUUCUGUAGUAAAAUGUUAUUAUGAUCUAAGCAGAAGAUUGGGCAUUGCAUUAAGGCACGAAGAAAAAAGAUGUGGUUUUUUGACAGAUGAAAUUAAGAUUAUGGUAUCAACUCAUGAUGAAAUUACUGCUAGAUCAGAGGGUGAAAGUGAUAGUGAUGAAUCUCCAUAUGAAUUGAUAUUGCAGAAAAGUUUACUUGCUCGUAAUUUAAAAACAGUUUUCAGUAGUAUCAGUACAUCUGGUAUAAUUAAUAUUAUGAUUAAUAAAUGGAUACAAGUGCGGUUUUGUCUUCCACAAAAAGUUCACCAAUCAUACAAGAAAGGUUUCUUCAUUAAUCCUGAGAUUAUUGAUAGAUGUUUAAACAGUUUAAGACCUUAUCAUGGACUGCUUUUGUUAAUUGAACCUUCAGACUUAUUAGAUUCAUUGCCAAUAGAUUCUUCUCCAGCAUUAAGACGUCUAAUUCAAAUGUAUAAUCCAUUAAAAAGUCUACAAACAUUAGCAGCUGAUUCAGAUCUAACAUUGACACAAGUAUUCCAACUGACUGGACAUUUAGUUUAUUGGGCUAAAGCUAGAAUAAUUUAUCCACUUUGUGAAAGUAAUGUUUAUGUUGUAUCACCAGAUGCUAUUUUAUCUAAUCAAUUAUUGGAAGCAUUUUCUGAACAAUUUUCUGGACUUUGUCUUCUACAAGUUAUUAGUGAUUUUUCCUUGCCAACAUCAAUUAGUCAAAAGUUAAAUCCUUUAAGUCAACCUCAGCAACAAACACAAUUAGUAAAAGUCAUUAUAUGGUUGCUCAAAAAUCAUCUACUUUUGCAAUUGCAUACAUAUGUUCAAUACAUGCCAACAGUACAUGGUCUUGUAUUACUGGACUCAAAAGAGCAAGCAACUUUUGAUGUAAAUCAUAUUGAUGAAACUGAAAAUUCUUGGGAUUUUGAUGAAACUAAUAAAGGAAUAAUUACCGAUGUAAAAGAAGAGCUAUCUCAUACUUUACAUAAAAAAGAAGUGUUCUAUAAUUAUCCAUCAGAAAGUUAUGAUAUUCCGUCUGAUGACAGAAAGUUACUCGAUAAAUUGUGUCGGCUUGGAUAUUUUAAUGGUGGACAUCAUCUAGAAGAAAUAAUGUAUUUAGAAAAUAUUAGAAGAUCUCAAUUAUUGCAAAUAUUAGAUAAAUUUAGAGAUAUACUAAUAACACGUGAAUGUGAAGAUCCUGCAAUAGAUAUGUUUCAUACUCAGUUAGGAUCUUAGUGAUACUAUUUUGUAUGAUAGUAAAGUAAGAAUAAUUACAAUUAAACAGUAUUAAAUUCUUCUA
This is a messenger RNA of Vespa crabro (European hornet), 3889 nucleotides long. RefSeq names its product GATOR complex protein NPRL3 (gene Nprl3). Gene Ontology annotation, biological process: positive regulation of autophagy; cellular response to amino acid starvation; negative regulation of TORC1 signaling. Gene Ontology annotation, cellular component: GATOR1 complex. NCBI's taxonomy places the organism in Eukaryota, Metazoa, Arthropoda, Insecta, Hymenoptera, Vespidae. The transcript has 7 exons. The record is from RefSeq and is a predicted model, not a curated record. The coding region runs from base 2188 to 3825 and encodes 545 amino acids.